UGUCCUGGGGAGACACCGCUGCUCAGGGGGCUGACCUGGCCGGGAGUAGCCGCGCACUCCUCUCCUACACCACUUGGUGCACGCUGCCACCGGCGCCUCCGCUUCGGGGUCGGUACUCGCGCCUGGACACCGUCCCGCUCCCUCGUCAUGCACCUCUACCUGCCUCUUCCCUGGGGACAUCUGCGGAGUAGUUGCCCGCCCCGGGUGCUUGGGCCCUGACCAUGCCGGGCGACCAAAUCCUCAGGUGAGCAAGCGUGGCAACAUCACCAGAUUCUCCUCAGAAAGAAGACUUUGCAAAGGACCAAUGACUCUGUGUCCUGCACCCUUGCAUCUUUUCCUACUCUGCAGCCAUGUCUCGGUCCUGCCAUGCAAAGCCUUCCAAAUCAGUCAAGACAAAGCUGCACAAAAAGAAAAGCAUCCCGACAAAGAAGAAGACAGCAAAGCAGGCUGCCAAACAUGGGGCAUCAGGGAAGGCGGUGAACCCUGGAAAACUGAAGAAACUAAUUCAAGGAAGAGAUGCUAAGAAACAAACAGAGGACAAAAGCCCCAGGCCGACCCCAAGUCUUCUGACAAGAGCUGGGGCUGCCAGAAUGAAUCAGGAUCCAACCCAAGUCCUUUUUCAGAAUCCAGAGUCCUUAACUUGCAACGGGUUCACAAUGGCUCUCCGGAGGACCUCUCUUAGCUGGAGACUCUCCCAGCGCUCGGCAGCCACACCCAAACCUAAGAAAGCGCCACCUUCAAAGAGUUUUGGGAAGCAGCAGUGUAGUCGUGAUACCCAGGAAGACACCGGGGUGAAGCACUCAGAAAACAAUCCGGUCCCCAGCCAAGAUGCCCUCACGUCAGCAGACACAGAGAAGCUAAUUGGUGAACAGAACACGUGUUUAGCUGAAGGUGAGAGCCAAGAGAUAACCCAGCCUUCGCCUCCAAGGGUAGAAGAUGCCCAAAGCUGUCCCUCCACAUACGGGAACCCUGCAGCAGGGGCCCCAUGCGGGCCACCGGAAGGGACAUGCUGUAAUGGACCACUCUCUUAUCCAACAUCCGAUGGUGUGUGCAUUGCCCCUCAGGAGUGUGCUCCUUUGCCCCACACGUCAGCUCCCGAAGUCACCUCUCAGAACACUAGCAGUCAGUUAGAAGACUUGGGGUCCCAAGUAGAGUGUCUGCAGCUAUCUGAUCCUUCUCUGAAUCCUAUGGGACGGGAACAUAACAGCUUCCCCCCCUCCAGUUUUAAGAUUGUUCCUGAACUGGACCUUAAUACCUGCAUGUCUCUUGAUGGCUCUAUAUAUCCCACAGCGCUGAUAAAAUUCCUCUUGGCAGGCUCACAGUCAGAUGUCCUUGACACUAAACCCCAAGAAGAAGCCCUCAAAACGACCCUAGAUCAAGUGGGAUGCCACCCAGAUCAGGUUCUGGAUGCCACUUCUGUCCUAGGACCAACUUUCAGUAUUCACCCACAUCAGUGGGGAUUUCCUGGUGCUAACUUAGUUCACUGUGAGGCCCUGGGCAAGGGCUCAGAUUCACCAGAGACUCUUGGUGCUAUUCCUAUGCUAAACCAGCAAGGAACUGUGGGUGUGGGUGUGGGUGCGUCCCCGUACCUGCCUAUCUUCCUUCCUGCAAACACAAUGUCUACCUACAGCGGUGCUCCUCCCGGGCCUGAGCCCCAUAGCUCCGCCUCCUGUGGGCUCGAGGUCCAAGGUGCUAUACCGAUUUUAACUUUGGGCUCAGGACACACAUCCCAACCCCCACCCAUCUCCGAGUCAAGUUCAAUACCUCUGGUAAUAGCUGCAAACAGUAUUCAGGAUGAGAAACAGUUGUGUGCAGGCCCGCUUCCAGCUAGCACGCAAGAGUUUACAAUCGCCCCCGAGAACGGACUCCAGCUGGUUCCACUGGACCUUACCCAGUGCCCUCCGUCUGCUCCCAGCAAAUUGGAAGGAGCGAUUUCUGCGGUCAGCGUGACCGGCUCAGCUGAUAUCAAAACCCCCGGGAUGUCUGUGCCAGUUUCAGGGGCCGGUCCCUCGCCUCGCCCGUGUAAAUCUACGCCGCCAGCGGUGGAGAAGAGGAAACGCAAGCCGUGUGGGGUCUGUGGGCCCUGCCAGCAGAAAGCCAACUGCGGCGAGUGUACCUACUGCAAGAACAGAAAGAACAGCCACCAGAUCUGCAAGAAGAGGAAGUGCGAGGUGCUCAAGAAGAAGCCAGAGGCCGCCUCACAGGUCCAGGUUACAAAAGAAAACAAGAGGCCCCAGAGGGAAAAGAAGCCCAAAGUUUUAAAGACAGACUCUAACAACAAACUAGUAAAUGGCCCCAAAUCAGAGUCCAUGGAAUACAGUACCUGUGGUCAUGGGGAAGAAGAGCAGAGACUGGAUUUGAUCACAUAUCCCCUUGAAAAUGUAAGGAAGAAUGCAGAAAGCAUGACGGGAGUCGAGGUGGAGAAGUGGACGCCAAACAAGAAAUCCCACUUAGCGGGUCAAGUCAAGGAGAGCCUCAAUGCAAAUUUAAUUGGGGUUGAAAAUUCCCAGCCCUCUGAAGAUGACAAGCAACAAACCAAACUUUCUCCGACGUUUGCACAGACCAUAAGAAACGGCAUGAAAAAUGUACACUGUUUACCCACAGACCCAAACCUUCCACUUGACAAACUGAAUCUUGAAGAAUUUAGCAAGGCAUUGGAAAAUAACUCCUCUAAAUUGCUGACUGACCCCUCAGACCGCAAUGAUGCCAUGAGCUCUGUCACUUCCGAGGGGAGCUGUGAUCAUGUCAAGGGGACAGGGAACAUCUUGCUUUUCCAGAAGCCCGGCUCAAACUGCAGAUCUGGUGCUGAAUCCGCCACCUUUAAUAAUCAUCCCAAUACACACAGGGCUGGUGGUCAGCCUCAGACCCCUGAGAAGGUACUCAGAAAAGAACCCAAAGAUGGCUCUCCAGUUCAGCCAAGUCUUUUAUCCCUGAUGAAGGACAGGAGGUUAACCUUGGAACAAGUGGUUGCCAUAGAGGCCCUUACUCAGCUCUCAGAAGCUCCAUCAGAGAAUUCCUCCCCAUCCAAGUCAGAGAAAGAUGAAGAAACAGAUCGGAGAACGGCUAGCCUGCUUAACAGUUGUAAGGCUAUCCUCUAUUCAGUGAGAAAAGACCUCCAAGACCCAAACUUACAAGGGAAGAGUCACCGUGACACUGUCUUCUUCAAUGGCCAGAGCAGAGCGUUCAAGUCACCUGAUAGUUCAGCUUCUAACCGAGCACUUACAAAGUCACAAGGACAUUCAAAUCCACCCACACCUGAAAGAAAAUGCACUGCUGGGGGUAAAGCUCCCCUCGGAAGUCCUAAGAAUUCACAUCCAUUGCCGGCAGAAAGUCAUAAUCUAGAAAACUGCAGUCAGGUACUAAAUAGCAAUCAAAAUUUGAGUUCCCAUGAUCUGUCCUGCCACGAUGCUCCCUACAGUCAAAUUGAAGAAGAUGUCGCAGCACAAUUAACCCAACUUGCAUCCGUAAUUAAUUACAACCACAUUAAGUCAGAGGUCAAGGAUGCUGAAAGUACAGCAGAGAGCCUUGUUGCAAAGACUGUACAGCAAAAACAUAGUCAGGAGAAAGGCGUGGCACAGCAGAAGCCACCUUCAAGUCCACAGAGCAAACCUAGGGUGCCAUCAGCAAAGCCAAAGAAGAAGACCCAGAAAAAAACAAGACCGACCCCAUACACAGACAAGCGGAAAAAGAAACCCCCAGUCCUUAGCCCUCAAGAAAAUGAUCAGAAGAAGCAAGAGCAGCUGGCCAUCCAGUACAGUAAGAUGCAUGACAUCUGGAUGUCAUCCAAAUUUCAAAGGUUUGGCCAGUCUGGUCCACAUGACGUUCCUGUUCUGUUGGGAACUAUUCCUAUCUUUGACCAAAUAUUAAAGCCAGUGGCUCAUAGUAACGCCUCCUUCCAACACAAUAAGUUAUUUCCUCCUCUCAGUCAGAUAAAAUUUACAAGAUGCCCUGAGUUGGCAAAGGAGAAAGUGAAGGUUGAACCAUCAGAUUCUCCGCCAACAUGCCAGUUCAAGUCGGAAUCCAGCUGGCAGGCAUGUGCGGAGCCAGCAGAUAACUCUCAGGUACAGCCAACAGUGAAUGUCAAUCAGAAGGUGCACCCUCUGCCCCAGUCCCCGAACCAGGGUGCUAACGUGAUGGCUGGUGCUGCUCAGACACAGCUUCAUCUAGGCGCUCGAGAGAACCUGGUGCAUCAGAUACCACCGACGCUGCCUGGUGCCUCUCCUGAGACACCCUUGCCAGACCCGGCGUCCAUCCUCAGGAAAGGGAACGUGCAAAGCUCCAAUGGAGUUACAGUUGUUACCGCCAAGCGGGAAGCUCAGACAUGGAGCGAUGGGCCGUUGGGCGAUUCUACCACGCACAGCGCACAGGCAGAUUUCAAUGAGAGUGUCAUGAACUUCCUUAGCGAGCCUGCAAAAAAUCUGAUAGCCGGAGUGAGUGAUGUGGAAGACCCAACCUGUCACUGUGUUGAUCGAGGUACACAAAAAGACAAAGGCCCAUAUUAUACACACCUUGGGGCAGGACCAAGUGUUGCUGCUGUCAGGGAGCUCAUGGAGACUAGGUAUGGCCAAAAAGGAAAGGCAAUCCGAAUCGAGAAGAUAGAGUACACGGGGAAAGAAGGCAAGAGCUCUCAGGGCUGCCCAGUCGCCAAGUGGGUGAUUAGAAGGAGUGGUCCUGAAGAGAAGGUCCUUUGUCUGGUCCGAGUGCGAGUAGGCCACUACUGUCAGACAGCUGUGAUGGUCGUGCUCAUCCUGCUGUGGGAAGGCAUCCCUCGCCCGAUGGCUGACCGCCUGUACAAAGAGCUCACGGAGAGCUUACGGUGCUACAGCGGGCACCCCACUGACAGAAGAUGUACCCUCAACGAAAAUCGAACCUGCACCUGCCAGGGCCUCAAUCCAAAGACAUGUGGAGCAUCUUUCUCCUUUGGCUGUUCGUGGAGCAUGUAUUUCAACGGCUGUAAGUUUGGGAGAAGCCCAAACCCCAGAAAAUUCAGACUUGCUCCAAACUAUCCCUUACACAACUACUAUAAGAGAAUUACUGGAAUACGUUCUGAAAAAAGAAGCCGUGUGAAGCCCGUGAAGCCUAGACGGAUCAUUCCAGAACACAAGGCCCUGGAAAAAAAGCUUGAAGAGAAUUUACAGAACUUGGCUACAGAAUUGGCUCCACUUUAUAAGCAGAUGGCUCCAGUUGCUUAUCAAAAUCAAGUGGAAUAUGAAGAUGUGGCUGGAGACUGUCGACUUGGUACCAAGGAAGGCCGUCCUUUCUCUGGUGUCACCUGCUGCAUGGAUUUCUGUGCCCAUUCUCACAGGGACAUUCACAACAUGAAUAAUGGAAGCACUGUGGUUUGUACUUUGAUUCGAGAAGAUGGCCGUGACACGAAUAUUCCAAAGGAUGAGCAGCUCCACAUCCUCCCACUACACCGGCUUGCAGACACUGAUGAAUUUGGCUCUCGGGAAGGGAUGGAAGCCAAGAUCCAAUCUGGGGCCAUCCAAGUCAAUGGCCCAUCCAGGAAGAAGCAACUACGUUUCAACGAACCUGUUCCUCGAUGUGGAAAGAAGAGGGCCAAAAUGAUGGAGCAGAACAAGAAACCAGCCGCUGCUGGCCUCAGAACAAGGAGGAACGCCACUGCCAGUAAGGGUGGCCCAGGUUCAGACAACACUAAAAGCUGUCCAUCGGCCUCAUCUACUACGCACCCAGAGAAAGAAGAAUCUACAGACCUAAGUCCCCUGGUGGCUUCCUCCACGAAAACAGCUACCUGUAUGUACAAUAAAACAGCUUCAGGCGGGCUUCCAGAAACAAGUAGCGUUCCCCACGGCGCAAUGCCUUCUGGGACACACAGUGGUGCUAAUGCAGCUGCUGGGGAGGGCGCUGGGCUUGCACAGCCUGGUGAAGUGGCUCCGCUUCCUCACCAGUCUCUUCCCACAGCAGAUCCCCCUGCUCAUUCUGAGCCCGUCGCUAGUCCGCCCGAGCAGCUACCUUCCAACCAGUCAAACCAGCAGCCCCCGUUCCUCAGCUCUCCUCAUAAACUGGCUUCCUGUCAGGUGAAAGAUGAGCUGCACUCUGAAGCAGAUAAGCCUCUGUCGGAUGACCUGUCCUCCGACGAGGAUACUAACAUCCCUCAAAUUGAUGAGUUUUGGUCAGACAGCGAGGAGAUCUACUUUGAUCCCAGCUUUGGUGGAGUGGCGAUAGCACCCAUCCACGGCUCGGUGCUGAUUGAAUGUGCCCGGAGAGAGCUCCACGCGACCACCUCCUUGAGGUGUCCCAACCGAUAUUGCCCUUUUCGUGUGGCCCUCGUAUUCUACCAGCACAAAAACCUGAAUAAGCCCAGACAUGGUUUUGAUAUCAACAGGAUGAAGUAUGAAUCUAAAGAUGUAAAGAAAAAACCCGCAGAUCGCGAGGGCCCUGACUUAUCCACCGAAGCCACUUUGUCAUACCAAAUUCCUUCUCGCAUUGCUUCCACUCUAACCCAUGACAAUAUCGUCACUGUGUCCCCUUACGCUCUCACUCAUGUUGCAGGGCCCUACAACCAUUGGGUCUAGAGGCUUUUCUCCCAUAAUGCCUUCGCUAGCUCGGUGUAGUUUUUACGGUGCUGUUCAAAAGAAAGUCAUAUUGUUGUUUACUGUAUCUUCAUUUCACCCAUUUUAACUCUGAGAUAAAAAUUAAAAAAAAAAACGGGGUGGGAACUUAACUGUGACUAUAUUUUGAGAAUUGGUAGAAGGUGCAGAUUUUCAGCAAAAUUAAAAUUUUUUCUAGUUUUAGAUACAUAAAGAAUCUCUUGGUUAGGUGUGGGCCGUGCUAGAACCAGGGUUCGGUGCUUUACACUCAGUUUGUUUACUAUGAGGAGGAUGUUAACAAGUUCCUGCAAUAAGAUGUAAAAGCCAAGACACACAGUGUUAACCCUACACAGUUCCUGGUGCUUUAACCACACCAACACAUGCAGUAAUGAGCUGAAUGAUUGUUUCAUGGUGCCAUUGCUCAAGCAUCUUCCAAUCAUUGCUAUCGUGUCUGCACAUUUCUUUGAAAUAAACCAAUGAAAUGCUUUUUUCCUCUUAAAAUAUAUCUCCUGUAUAAAGUAAUUCUUUAUUCUAGUGAUGGUUGGAGGCUGUUCAUUAACUGUAAAUAUAUAUAUUUUAAAAAGCACUUUCUAUUUUUAAAAGUAACUUGAAAUAGUAUAGUAGCAGAAUCCUAUUGUCUAUUAUGUAUGCAUAUCUGCAUACCAGAGAAGUCAUUUGUUCUUGCUGUGUGAGUUCCAUUCUGUUAACCACAGCCUGUAUUCAAAUAAUAUAUGACUAGUGUUUUUACCAAUAAAGUAGAGGAUCUCUAAGAAAUUGAAACUACAAAAUGCCACCAAUAUCAAUUUCCCCUAGGAAAAAAUAAAAAAAAGACAUUAUCUUCUAAACUAACCCUAUAAUUGAAGUAUAUGACCCUAUGGCAGGCGUUUUCAAAGAGAGAGGGCACAAAUUUGGAUCAGUCAAAUGCUCCCAAUGUUUCAAAUUGAGAAAAUAUCUAAUUAAGUAACCUUUCCUUCCCAAAUGAGAAGAAAAUAUUCUGUAGAAGUAAUCGAAGUGAAAAAUCCUCACGAUUACCAUUAUCGCUCCUACCCUGGAGUCACAGAGUAAAAUUAGUACUGUAAGCCAGUUAAGAGGCUAACUAAGCUGGGUGUGGUGACCCACACCUGAAAUUUCAGCGCUCUGGAAGGCAGAGGCAGGUAGACCACUGUGAGUUCAAGGCCAGCCUGGUCUACAAAGUGAGUCCAGGACAGCCAAGGCUACACAGGGAAACCCUGUCUCAAAAAACAAACAAAAACAAAAAGAGAGAGAGAGAGCUCUAACUAUUACUAAUCUUAACCUAUUGGGGUUAGAUAAAUGGUGACUAAACUUCUUUAGUAAUCCCAUAUUUUGAAAGUGACGAGUAAAAUCGGCAUUCUGAUUAUUUUGGUGGUCCAUUGUUUAAUUGACUUACAGUCCAAGAAAGAUUCCCCAAACAGAAAACCUACAACCAAGAGACCUUUCAGUGAAAUACAAAUGCACAGGUGCUAUGACAUUCAAGGUGUUGGAUUCUUUGGGAGUACAGGAACCCAAAUGGUGCUUCUCUGAGAUGCCAUAGGAGACCCACAACUAUUACCACAAUCUUGGUGCAAAUGUAAACAGUUCCAGUAAGCUCUCUAGAGAAUAACUUAUUAAAUUGAUACAUGGUGCAAAGGGUAAGUUUCUGGCGAAGGCAAGUUCAGGAAGAGGAAGGGAUUGUAAAUAAGGAAAUGUCCAUUGACGUUCCACAGUGUACAGGUAGACUUAAGCUCCUGCAAUGCCUACAGUAGGGUAAUUUGUUGACCUGAUUUAGUGUUUUGUGUGCCUUAGAUUUCCAUUUAAAAACAUGCCUAUCUUUUAAGCCUAGGGUUUCUUACACGUGUGAGUAUAUAAAUGUGCUCAGUUAUUGCUUCAGCUGCUUCAGUUAGGUAUUUGUUAGACUAGACCAUCAGGACUGUUCCCUUGUGAAGUUACCUUUGCGGUGUUCAGCCUUAGCUCCCACUAGGAAUCAUUUCUUUUCCAUUGCUGGAAAAAAUCUUCUCCCCCUGACUGUAUUCAUUCAUUCAUUUACCCAUCCCUCUAACGCAUGUUUAAUUGAAUCCUUCUCAAUUCAAUUUGAUUGAAUUUGAUUUUGUUUAUUUUUGAGUCACCACCUCGGAUGCGAUCUUAAACAGAAUGCUUGGCAUUAUUUCCUAAGGGAAUAGCAAAUUACCUAUAAAAGAAGAGCUACAGUAAUAUAUAUUCUAAUAAAGUCAAGCUAACUUGUUUUUAAUGUUAAGGCCACGUUUUGUUUUUGUCUUUUGUUGUUAUUUUCCAAGACAGGGUUUCUUUAUGUAGCAUUGGCUGUCCUGAAACUCACUUUGUAGACCAGGCUGGCCUGGCACUGGUGAGAUCCACCUGCCUCUGCCUCCUCAGUGCUGGGAUUAAAGGUGUGUGCCACCACUGCACAGCUCUAAGGCCACAUUCUUAAUGUUUAACUCAUUUUAGACACCGAUGUUGAUCAAUGGGGCUGUUGGGAUGUGGGAAGCUACUUGCAUUUUGACAGAAUAAGUACAUGAAAAUAAUCAGUUCCAGGAAGGCAGAGGUAGGCUGAGAGCUGUGAACUCGAGGCCAGCAUGGUCUAACAAAGUGAGUCCAGGACAGCCAAGACUACACUGAGAAACUUUCUCAGGGGAAAAACAGAGAAAAGGAAAAAAGAAAAUAAUCAGUUUCAAGAAAAAUGUCAUUCCAUUGUUAAAAUUGUCUUUAGAAAUGGAAUGCCUCAGCCUACUGAGGGAACCUCAUUCUCUUAAGUUCUUGGGCACUCUGGUGUGCUUCUUAGACACACGGUGCUUAGUCAGUGUUCAGCAGCACUGGGUGUCUACUGGCUAUGUACUGCUUUAAGAGUGGUCUUUAUUACAGACGGAAUAAACUGGUCUGAGAUGACAGCCCCUGUCACACUCUUCUAAUGGUCUUCCUACACCUCCUUCGCUUUGUUACACUCAGAUUCCUUUUCCUUUACCUCAUUUGUGAAGCUCUAAUUAAGACUGUGUUCAUGAUGUGAACCUUGAUUUCAUUGCUGUAUGUGACCUCCAUGGUAGCCCAGCAGAUGCUAUCAUUCUUGUGUGCUAUAAAUUCUAUAUCACCUGUCCUCUCAAAAUUCCAUCUUCUGUGUGUGUGUUUUGGUUUUAUGAGACUGAUUCUGUAUGUAAUUUUGGCUCUCCUGGAACUCACAUGGUAGACCAGGCUACCCUAGACUUCUGCCUCUGCCCCUGUGCUGGCAUUAAAGCUGUACUCCACCACUCUCCAAGCUGUUUUGUUCUCUCUGUCAGCCUCACGUAUAUCCUGUUUCCAAAUUUCUGCGAGGUACCAUGUUGCGAUAGAUUGCUGGGACUUGAGGCUGAGAAGGGUAAAUUUUCCCGACGUGUUCAUGGCUUAGAUGACUUUCCAGUCAGUGCAUUCGUGAGGCUCAGAGCUUCGCUAGCUGAACGCUGUAAGCCGUUCACUUACAUUCACCCAUUACCUGGUUAACUGAACGGCUGACCUUCUGUAAAUGGUGUACCAGCUCGGUUCACAUGAAUAACAUACUUCCUAGUGUCAUUACUCCAGUUUAUCAUUUCACAUUUGCAUGAUAACAAACCCAAGUUAGUCAGACAUGUAUACUGAGACUUCUAUGUGGGACAAAUCUGUCAGAUCAUUGCAUGGCAUUUGCUAUCGACUGUGAGCACAUUCACCUUUGUGCCAAGUAAGUAGCUGUGUGCAAUCUUUAGUUUGGCCCCUCGAUGCAUGAGAAUCUUUCUUAGUCUAGAUUUGAAACAACUGAAUCAUCAUCUUUACUAGUAAUUUAUGACAAGAAUUAUAACAAGAUAAUGUGGUGACUCUUGCUGCACCAGAAGUCCCCUUCGAGGCGCUGGAGUUGAACCCCUGUGCUCACAGAGCAGACCGGCUGGUAGCUGCCUACAGGCCACUCUGUUCUUCCGGAGAACCGCACAAAACAAACUUUACUUUUCUCACCCAUAGAGGACUGCAUUACUGAGAACUAUCCUUAUUUUUAUACAAGUCAAAAAUAAAACAGCUUUCUGUCCUCUGGUGAGGUUCAGGACGCGAAUGGUAAUGGUAAAAUUAGGUCAAGACUCCCUUGACUGUCAAUGUUUCAGGCUCUGUGGGGAGACGUUAGCUGACUUUUAGCUAUGAAGCUAACCUAUUAACGCUUUCCUAUAAAUAUGGAGAUCCUUGUCUUUGCCAUUCCCUCUGGAACCUCGUAUUCGGAAUACAUAAGGAUUUCUUAAGGACUGGCUGAGCCAACUGAGGAAAGCAUACUUUCAUUGUAUAUACUCCCUAGCCGUGGUUGCACAUUCCUUCCUGCCCCUCACCUAGUUAAGUGCAAGCAGUUGCUUGUGGUGUGGCCAUUUUUGUGAUGGGAAUGCUGUACUUUGUUAGGUCUAUGUCCUGUCCACUUUGGCAUGUUUGCCAUGUGGUGUAGUCAUUGCUUGGUUGUUUAAAUUUUUCCAAGUGAAAUGGGUGUUUCAGACUGUAUUUUUCAUAGCAUUAGAAAAUAACGGCAAUCCUAUGUUGAGAAGACAUUCAGACAGUCUGUGUGUCUUCCCACAAAACUUGAUUCUGUAUAUUUUCUUCAAAAGUGUUAAAACUCUUAAGCAUGGUUUUUGUGUUUAGUCUUCUCUCUCUCUCUCUCUGUAAUAGAAGAUGAGCCUCGCUAGUAAGUUGUAAAGCUGGGCCUUUAAGAGUGUCAUGGUCUUGCGUAGUGCAGUCUUGAACUUUGGCUGAGGAUGUUGAGAACUUGUUUUUUCGUUUCUUUUUCUUUUGAAACUGGAUCUCACAAUGCAGCCCUGGCCUGGCAACAUAGACUGAGCUGGCCUUGAACCCACAGAGGUUCUUCUGGCCUCGACUCCACCACACCUGGUGUCUCUAGUGCAUUAGGUAAACUCUCUCUCAACCUUACCUUCCAUCCUAGACCUUGGUGUUUUGUAAGGAAUUGUCAGUUUCGUAUGUACUCAGCUGUACAAAAUCUUAGCACGUUGCUAAGGCUUUUUCUGAAUUCUCUGGUUUAGAUGAUCUUUUUUCUUACAUGCAAGAGGAGUGACACAGGGCACCCUGUCCAGCUAACAUACAUUUGUAUUAGCCCCAGUUCGUUUCUCUCCUGGAUAACAGUUUGUUCAAAAUACGUGUUACUCAUAAUCUUACGUUCACCCUGAGGCCCCACUCUGCUCAAAAUUAUCUUGUGGCAGUCUGUAAUGCCUCUGGCUUCAAAAUUUCAAGGUUACUGAUUUCCAUACUCCUUUUGUACUUUAUGAUUAAAACUGCUGCUCUCCUAUGUGUAUAUUCUGGCUCCAUCACCCAGAUCAUCCGUUAUGCAAACACAUCUGGGUCUUUAAAACUGUCAUUUUGUUUCUCACUCCUUUUCCUUUUUGAGACAUCAUCUCAUUAUAUAGUUUAGGCCAGCCUUACAUGCUCUCGUUUAUCUCAGCAUCAUGGCUUAUCUUUUAAAAUUGUGUGUCAUGAAGUCCAACACCCACCUUUGCUCAAGUCUGUAAUCCCAACUGCUUGAGGGGCUGAGGCAAAAUGAUAGAAAAGGAACACCAACGGACAGAGUUUGCUAGCCUUGCUGGAAGUGCCCUGGGUCCAAUCCCCAGAAAGGACCAAGAAAGAGUAUAUUUAUGCAGACCUUUUCAAUUAGGGGUAAAUACAACUUAAGCAUAAGUUACUUAUUCCCAUUCUCUUUUGUGGCUUUUCCAUCUCCAUCUGUUAAAUUACAAAUCUGCCAGGCAGUUUUAGUCACUGGGUCUUAUAUGCAGACAGACUCUCUUUUCUUUAUUCUCAUUUUCUACCUUCUAUUUACCCACAACUCUAUUUUGCUGAUGGGAACCUGUUUCCUAGGGUAAAUUUACUCUUGAAAUUUUUCAGCUGUAAUAGUGUAAUCAUAAUGGCCUUGGUAUACUGGAAUUAGACUCUUCCUAUCUCAAACCUCCAGCCCAGACAUCACAGUCCCACAUCACUGCACAUAAUCUAGUUUCAAACCUGAGUCCUUGGUGCUGAGCCACCAGGAGGCUCUGGGGACGAAGGUCCCGAAAGGGACCAAAGGGAGCUACACACCUCCAGGUCAAAAGCAAAAAAUACUUUCAAUAUUUCUUGUCUAUCCUCUUCUAAUUUUAACUGAAAAUAGAUGCUAGAAACAGGUAAUAUUUUGAGAACAAGUAGGACAUGAACAACAACAAUGGGCAUCUCUCCCUACAGGCGUGCACGCCUGUAAUUCCAGCUUGCCGGAAGGCAGAAGCCAGUAGGUAAGAUCCUGCCUUCACUGAGUGCUUUGUGCAACUUCUUUUUUUCUUUCUUUCUUUCUUUCUUUCUUUCUUUCUUUCUUUCUUUCUUUCUUCUUUUUUUUUGAGGGACAAGGUGAGUUGGUUGGUUUUUAGAGACAAGGUUUCUCUGUGUAGCCCGCCUCUGCCUCCCUGAGUGCUGGGAUCGCAGGCAUGUACCACCUCGCCUGGUGUUUGCAACUUCUUUUUGCCAAUAUUGAACUCAGAAAACAUACUUCCCUUUUACAGAUGAGCCGCCAAGCAAGUAACAAGAAUAGCCAGUAGCUUACUUUAAGUCACACAGCAAUUCAAUGAAUAUGAACGAAAUGAUGUGUUUUGCCUGAGUGUGUGUGUGUACCAUGUGUACUGAGUAGAGCUAAUAGAGAAAUAUAAAAUUUAUUAAACCUCUCUUCAGCUAGUUUACACUGUGUAGUCAGCUGUUUUCAUUCACAUGUUAAAGUUCUCAAAUUCUCAUUUAUGCAUCAAAGUCUAGGUUUGUGGUUUUUAUUUUUGUGUGCGUGUGUGUGUGCGUGUGUGUGUGCGUGUGUGUGUGUGUGUGUGUGUGUGUGUGUGUUUAAGGCAGGUGCUUGUUUAGCCAUGGCUGCCCUGGAGAAUUCUAUGUAUCCCAGGUCGGUCUGGCCCUAGGUGCAGGGAUUGCAGGUGUGAACCACCCUAUUUGGUGUAUAUUUAAAAAAAAAAAAGCAUAGAGAAUAUCCUUUACUCUUAAUAGGAAGACAAAAUACAUUUUCCACCAAGUCAUUUUUAAAUGGGACUUUUAAAGCCCCUCAUAAUCAAAGUUUAAUUUAUUUGUUUAAAUAUAUUGAAACGAAGGUUUCUUGAAGGAAAUAGUGCUAGCUGAACAAUUUGAGUUCCAAGCCCUUCAUUAUAUAAAUAUGCAAAAUUAUUCACGAACAGGUUUUAUGGUCUCUAGAUUAUGUAGGAUGGUCUUGUUAGAUUGGGUUGGGUUUGUUUUGUUUCGGUGUGCGCCCCUCUGCUUUAUUUGUAGCCAUAUAAAUCUUUGCAGCAAAUGUACCUGAACCUAGAGAGUUAAGGAUACUGAGAUGUAUUUGUAAAGUUUCUAGUAAUUUCUCUAUAGGUUAUUUUACCAACCUCUCUAGAUAGAGGUGAUAUAUUUUGACUAUCCUGUUAAAUUCUUUGGCACAAAAAAGGGGGGAAACAGGCCGAAUGAUCUUGAGUAGUCAAGUAUGACCUCCUCCUCCUCCUAUGUUGGUGGCUCUUCUUUCCAACGUGUUCGUGCUCUGAUAAAAUGGCUGACUGUAUUUGACUUUACAAACACAGCUCAUAGGAAAGAUUAAAUAUUUUUAUUGCAAUGUGCGGUCAUAUUUUUUUUUUUAGCCUUUAUGGAGUUAACAUUGUGAUAGGUGCUUUAAGAGAAAUAUUUUUUCAGAAAUGGUUUUAUAGCAAAAACUAUGGGCAGCUUUUGCAUUGUGAUGUGUGGGUAGGUGGUUCUAUUUGGGUUAGCAGGAACUCAUAAAAUGUUCCCUGAGGAGAAAGCUGUACAAUUCCAUGGCAGAGAGGGCAACAUGACGUUCUAGUUGACUGACUUUCUCCUAGUGAGGUAGCAUGUAAAUCAACAUACGUGGCAUUAAUUUGGUUUACAGGAAUCAGCGGAGUGUUUAAUUGGUGGCAGGAAAACUUUCAUCCAUAUUCUUUCCCGUACAAGCAGAACUGACUUCCACCCAGGCAAAGAAUCACUGUCCUGUGUUAAACCUCUCCCCCUGCAGUAUGUUUACUGUUGAUUUUUACCUAUUGCCAUCCUACUGUUGUAUCUCGCUAAUUGAGGUUUUGUGGGUUUUUUGUUUGGGGGGGGGCUGUUUUUGUUUUUAGAAAAUGCUGUUAAAAUUCCAAAAAAAUGUUUGAUUUAGUUCUUUACAUAUGAGGGAAAUAGUUAAGGAAAGCACUUCAUCACAUUAAAGGGAAAGAGAAUCUUAUAACCAUGAUGGUUUUAAUACAUGGUCAAUAUUGAGUCCUCUGCACAGAAUGGAACACUUCCUAGCAGUACUUGAAUACUUGUGAGUUGGAAUUGCAUGUUACUUGAAAAAUCUAAUUAAGCUAAAUUUUGGUGCACAGCAGUUGUAUAUGAUUUCAUGUUUAUGUAGCAAAAUACAUUGAAAUGUACUAGUAUUGAAACAUAAAUGUAAAAAUAGUUGUGGAAAUUGUCUUAUUUUCCUUUUGUCUCAUUGUUUAAAGCAUAAAUUUUCUUUUUUCUUAAUUCUAAGGAUAAAUGAAUACUGUAAUUGAAAAUAUAUUUUAAAUCUUUGUCAUGUUUUUUUUAAGCUAUUGCAAAUUGUAUCAUUCCUGAUUAUAUAGAACUU
Meriones unguiculatus (Mongolian gerbil) is the source of this 15153-nucleotide messenger RNA. RefSeq names its product tet methylcytosine dioxygenase 1 (gene Tet1). Gene Ontology annotation, molecular function: zinc ion binding; DNA binding; DNA 5-methylcytosine dioxygenase activity. Gene Ontology annotation, cellular component: nucleus. Gene Ontology annotation, biological process: oxidative demethylation; positive regulation of transcription by RNA polymerase II. The record is from RefSeq and is a predicted model, not a curated record. The transcript has 13 exons. The coding region runs from base 351 to 6536 and encodes 2061 amino acids. Lineage: Eukaryota; Metazoa; Chordata; Mammalia; Rodentia; Muridae.